AUGCCAGCCGUCGCUCGCCGUUUCUCCAUUACAAAUUUCCUGAUUGCGACCACUGCGCUCGCAUUCCAGGUCUUCGUCCUUUACCCAUGGCACAACAAACUGGAUGAAGAUUUCAUGGAAUUGAAGCAGGAGAACAUCAGAUUAUUGCAAGAGAUGGAGAAAGGCAGGAUGCUGGAAAUCAAGGAGAUCAAGGAAGCAUUCAGCGGGCUCAAAACAAACUAG
This is a messenger RNA of Capronia coronata CBS 617.96, 222 nucleotides long. RefSeq lists its product as uncharacterized. Bases 1 to 222 code for a protein of 73 amino acids. The transcript has a single exon. NCBI's taxonomy places the organism in Eukaryota, Fungi, Ascomycota, Eurotiomycetes, Chaetothyriales, Herpotrichiellaceae. The record is from RefSeq and is a predicted model, not a curated record.